This is a messenger RNA of Peromyscus eremicus (cactus mouse), 627 nucleotides long. RefSeq names its product glutathione S-transferase Mu 4-like. The record is from RefSeq and is a predicted model, not a curated record. Gene Ontology annotation, molecular function: glutathione transferase activity. The coding region runs from base 1 to 627 and encodes 208 amino acids. Gene Ontology annotation, biological process: glutathione metabolic process. Lineage: Eukaryota; Metazoa; Chordata; Mammalia; Rodentia; Cricetidae. The transcript is spliced from 7 exons.
AUGCAAAUUAGUACCCUUCUACAACUCACAUCUCCAACAAUUGUUCCCCAUCUGGUAGCACUGAUUGGGAGGUGGGAUCACAUUGCUCCUGAUUAUGACAGAACCCAGUGGCUGAGUGAGAAAUUCAAGCUUCAUAUCCUAUCUGAUUAUCCCUGCUUGCCAUACUUAAUUGAUGGGUCAAACAAGUUCAUCCAGAGUGAUUCCAUCCUACCCUACCUUGCCUGUAAGCACAACCUGUGUGGAAGAAAAGAGAAAGUUAGUGUUGUGGAUAUUUUGGAGAACCAGGGUAUGGAUGUCUCCAAUCAGCUGGUUAGAGUUGACUACAGCCCAGACUUUAAGAAACUGAAGGCAAAAUGCUUGGAGCUUCUCCCUAGAAUGAUAAAGCUCUUCUUAUGGUUCCUGGGGAAACAGACAUGGUUUGUUGGUGAAAAGAUUACUUUUGUGGAUUUCUUUGCUUAUGAUAUCCUGAAUCAGCAUUUUAUAUUCAAAUUCAAAUGCCUGGAUGCAUUCCCAAACCUGAAGGAUUUUGUGGCCCAUUUUGAGGGACUGAAGACAAUCUCUGCCUACAUGAAGACCAGUGCUUCCUCCAAAUACUUCUGUAUACAAGGAUGUCCAUGUGAACAAUAA